AGGAAAAACCAGAAGAGAUGACGAGCCUUUCUAACACGGAUGACAGAUUUUCAGCCAUCAGCAAAGAGGCAAAAAGUUGAAACAAAUAACCUAGCAACACCUCCAUCUUCUGACAUAGGGCGAUCUUUAUGUAUUCAAAACACCGGCGAUAAAAUCAUAGCUCAAGAAAGAAGGGAAAACAAGACAAACAUGGAUCCUCAGUCAAAAAGAGAUGAAGACAGUUUGCCAGAUGAAAAGUUAAAAAAAGCUGGACUUGGACAGCCACAGAAGAUCAGAAAUACACUUGAACGUUGGUUGCUUAAGCCUUCAAAAAGUCCAAACGCAACUGAAAAGUGCCCAAACCAGAAAGAUGUGGGAGUGACUGACGGCCUUGGGUUUCAAAGCAGUUCAGCCUCGUCUUUAGACUGUAAAAAUGCUGCAAAAUCUUCAGACUCUGAUAUGGAUGAAGAAACACAACCGUUAACGCCGCAAGACUGGGCUGCAAGCUGUCCUAUGUCACCAACUUCAAGGGAUUCCACAGGAAGUGGAUGUACACAGAGAGGCCCUUGGGAUGACAAAGAGUUAGAGGAAGAGCCAACUGGAGUGUACGCUACAAGUUCUGAGGGCUCUGCCAAAAAAAGGACCAAAAUAACAGACUUCUUUUCAGGAGCUUCGUCACCGAGCUUACCUGUGAAAAGGGGCCGGCCAGAUACAUCCUCAGACGGCGAUCGAGACAAGAAAACAACACCUGCUGAGGUCAGAUGGUUGGGAACGCCAAUCGGUGAGCUGAAGAGGAUGCCAAGAUGUGGAGGAACCCUUCCACCACUUAAGGAUGAUCCUGACCAGCACACCGUCCUGAUUAGGACAGACCUUCUUCAAAAUGGUAGAGUUCCUGCUCCAUAUCCCUCUAAGUUUAUGGAUACCUGGGAUAAUGUCCAUGUUAGGAUGCCCUGCUCAAGUAGAAACAUAUUUCUCGUCAAAGAUGAGGAACUGCAGAACCUUCAAAAAAAGCAAGUUUGGGAACAGAUCAAGGAAGCUUUAACCCAGAAAUUUAAAAGUGCGGAUGAGCUAAAGAGCAAAAUACUUAGAUACUCACAAGCCAAAAACGGGGACUUCACAGCACUGCAUUGGUUCUGCACUAAGGUCCUGGAGCCUGAUGCUGUUGAACAUCUGCUGCCAAACAUGGCAAAAUUAGCACUGAGAGCAUCUGAGCUCUGCACCAAGCCAAUACCCCUCCUGAAAAGAGGCAAGAACCACUCCAUCACCAUGUCUCAGGAGCAGGUGGCUUGCCUGCUUGCCAACGCCUUCUUUUGCACUUUCCCCACACAGACGGAGCCCUGCAACUACCCAGACAUCAACUUUUUCAGGUUGUUUAAGGGAUCCUCUUCAAAGAAAGUGGAAAAGCUGAAAACGUUGAUGAGCUAUUUUAAAAGUGUCACUCAACAGAUGCCCACUGGACUUGUGACAUUCAGCCGAAGAAAACUGGAUAAACCGCCCAACUGGAGGAGCUCGAGGACGUUGCUCACGAAGCUCCACAUUACAUGCAAAGGGACCAUUGAGGAUGAUGGUUAUGGAAUGCUUCAGGUGGAUUUUGCCAACAAGUUUGUCGGAGGAGGCGUCAUCGGUUCUGGUCUCGUUCAAGAGGAAAUCCGUUUCCUCAUUAAUCCCGAGCUAAUCGUGUCUCGUCUCUUCACGGAAGCUCUGGAUGAUAAUGAAUGUCUAGUUAUCACAGGAACACAGCAGUACAGUACAUACAAAGGUUACAGUGAGACCUACAAGUGGAGUGGCAGCCACCAGGACAGAACUCCAAGAGAUGGCUGGCAGAGAAGGUGCACAGAGAUUGUGGCCAUCGAUGCUCUAAAGUUUAGAAGCUUUCUCGAACAAUUCCAACCAGUUAAAAUCAACCGGGAACUUAAUAAGGCUUACUGCGGCUUUGCCCACCGUGAGAAGGAAAGUCAACAGCUUGCAGCAGUGGCAACAGGAAACUGGGGCUGCGGCGUUUUUGGAGGUGACACACGUCUGAAAGCUCUGAUCCAGAUGCUGGCAGCUGCUGAGGCGGGCCGAGACGUAGCUUAUUUCACUUUUGGUGACAGCCAGCUCAUGACAGAUGUCCACAACAUGCACUCUUUCCUCACUCAGAGGAACAUCACUGUUGGGGAGGUGUAUGAUCUCCUGGGGCAGUACUACAGCUCCGUGUGCAGGAGCAGCCUCACUCAGCGCCCUGAUGUCAGCCUCUACUCCUUCAUCUACGCACAGGUCAGCUCCUCUGAGGCGCCCAGCGACUCCAACUGAGGUUCAGCCAGACAACACACACCCACACAGCGCCAUUCAGGCUGCGUGGCUGAUGAGUCACUGAAAUUAAUCUUUAAAGAAUAA
Nematolebias whitei (Rio pearlfish) is the source of this 2355-nucleotide messenger RNA. RefSeq names its product poly(ADP-ribose) glycohydrolase. The transcript is spliced from 17 exons. Gene Ontology annotation, cellular component: nucleus; cytoplasm. The record is from RefSeq and is a predicted model, not a curated record. NCBI's taxonomy places the organism in Eukaryota, Metazoa, Chordata, Actinopteri, Cyprinodontiformes, Rivulidae. Gene Ontology annotation, molecular function: poly(ADP-ribose) glycohydrolase activity. Gene Ontology annotation, biological process: regulation of DNA repair; nucleotide-sugar metabolic process; carbohydrate metabolic process.